Erythranthe guttata (spotted monkey flower) is the source of this 1013-nucleotide messenger RNA. Lineage: Eukaryota; Viridiplantae; Streptophyta; Magnoliopsida; Lamiales; Phrymaceae. The record is from RefSeq and is a predicted model, not a curated record.
AGGCCAAGAAAAGAUCCGCCGGCGGAGUUAGGGCGAGAAUUCGCGGCGGCGCCGGAGUUUUCCGCCACCCCGCUUAUAAAGCGAGGGAGAGGCCGCCCGAAAGGCUCCGGCAAAUGGCAAUCCUUGGUGGCUUCUUUAGGUAAAACUACAGUGGACUCAACUGGAAGCAACUUCACUCCUCACAUAGUUGCAGUUCAAGCAGGAGAGGUACCAUUUUAAUUCAAAAUAUAUACAUUACAACAAAUUGUAUCUAUCUAUAUAUAUGUAUUUUGUUUCGAUUUUGCAGAAUAUAGUUGAAAGAAUAUGCUCCUUUUCUCAAAGGGCUUUCGAAUCAAUAUGCAUUCUUUCAGCUUCCGGAAUCGUCUUAACCGCAGAACUUCUCCGACCUGGUUCCGCUAGCAGCAUUCUCAGAUACGAGGGCCAAUUUGAGAUUGUGUCUCUGAGUGGAUCACAUUUAAAUAACGGUGGUAACGGCAAAAUAUGCCGUUUAAGUGUUCAACUUGCUUACCCUAACGGCACCCUUUUCGGUGGCGCUGUCGCAAAUUCACUAAUCGCCGGAGGCCCGGUUCAGGUUGUGAUUGCUACAUUUAGAGAGAAUUUGGUGGGGGAGCAGCAGCACCUGCCAGCAAGGCGUUUCGUCGAACCUUCGGAUCCUAAUAAUGUUUAUGUGCCAUUAGUACAGACAUCAAACGGCCAAGUACAAGACGGUGAACAAGUUCCUCCGGUCGAUGCUCCAUCGUAUAACGGUGUGGAUAGACUCACCAACCACCGUGAUGUGAACCGCGCUUCUCCUCAGCAGUUCGAUUGGAACAACAACUCCUCCUUGCAAUCCUGUUCAACCAUGUCACAACAUUUAUUCUCCCGUCUUAAUAAUACAGACGAAUAAUACCGACCCCGUGAGAAGAAAAAAAAUAAAAAUACUACAUGUUACAAUUUUUUUUUCUUUUUUCGAUUCUUCAUAUUUGAAUUUUGAAUUACAGCACAUUGAUUGAAGCUAUUUAGCAAAGUGCCUU